Messenger RNA from Symbiodinium sp. CCMP2456, 726 nucleotides. The record is from the annotation of a GenBank genome assembly. NCBI's taxonomy places the organism in Eukaryota, Dinophyceae, Suessiales, Symbiodiniaceae.
AUGUCAAAGCUUCAGCUCUCUUGUCAACAGUUGCGUCGUGAAGUGGAUCAGGCCAAGACGAGCCUGGUCGCCGAGACGGCCGGAAAGGCCUCCGCUGUUGCGCAACUGGCGCAAGAGAGGGAGUCCGUGGCUAGCUUGCGAAAGUCCCUGGCGGAGCAGCAGAAGCUCGUGGCGCAGAUCGGCGAGCAAAGCGCCGGGCUGGCGGCCAAAGUGCAGGAUCUUGAAAGCCAACUCAAGCAUGCAGAGGGAUCGAAGAUUGCCGAGCGUGACAGCCAGGUCACGCGCCUCAAGUCCCAGUCUGCUGGCCAGGUGCGGGAAAGCGAGGAGCUUCGGAAACAGUUGAAGCAGGCGGUGGAUGAGCAGCAGCAGGCUCACGAAAAGGCGAAGGUGUGGCAGCAGCAUGUGCAGGAUGCGCAGGACAAGCUGGCAGACCUCACGUUGGAGCUCGAGACGCUUCGCCGCUCCAGGGACGACGAGCGCCAGACCGUUGCUCUGCAGCCAGAAGCCACAGAUGACCUGGAGGCGACCCGCUCAAUCGACUGGUCAGCUCUCGAGGAGCGGCAGAUGCGCGCCAGACCAGGUGUGAGCCGGUCGGUGAUCGUCCGCCGAUCCCUGGGCCCCCUCACAAGUGCGCCGUUGAACACGGUGGUCGGGGUCGGCUCUCCCGGUGUACCGCCACCUACGUUCAAGUCCAUGGCCGUGCCGAUGCCGGCACAGGCGGCACAG